Paramacrobiotus metropolitanus is the source of this 1008-nucleotide messenger RNA. RefSeq names its product 5-hydroxytryptamine receptor 1A-beta-like. The coding region runs from base 1 to 1008 and encodes 335 amino acids. Gene Ontology annotation, molecular function: G protein-coupled receptor activity. The record is from RefSeq and is a predicted model, not a curated record. The transcript has a single exon. Gene Ontology annotation, biological process: G protein-coupled receptor signaling pathway. Lineage: Eukaryota; Metazoa; Tardigrada; Eutardigrada; Parachela; Macrobiotidae. Gene Ontology annotation, cellular component: membrane.
AUGGAUGACCGAAGCUGUAAUAAUGCUACAACGAGUGGUGCGCAUUGGUCAAACGCCACCGAUAACAGCAGCCUGGACUAUGCCUGCCUCCAUUACAGUUACUGGGGCGAUCCACUGGCUGCCAUAGAGAUCGCUGCCAUGGUAUUAGUGAUUGUUUGCAAUACCGCCGGCCUCGCCAGCCUUUACCGCACCACCGCAAUCAGUGGUUCAUUCAAACCAUACAUAGCCAACCUUCUCCUAGCAAACCUGGCCAUGGCCAUCCUGGAGAAUCCACUGGACAUCCUCUUCGAGCUCUCUUGCGAUCGGUGGACGCUCUCGUGGGCAGCCUGUGAUUUUUUCUUGUACUGCAACUACGUUUUUGCCGGCUGGGAGAUGCAUGCCCACCUUCUCAUCACAGUGAACCGGCUAUGGGCGAUGAUCUUUCCCUACAACUACCGCCACCGGCACACGAUGACCACCAGCUUUGUUUUGACGACUGGCGCCUUCAUUUACGUGCAUGCAUGGAUUUUGCCUGGUCUCGUCCGGGAUUCCCUUUUCUUCCGAAUAAUGGGGAGAGAAUGCGAAGUCAAUGGCGACGCCCAACGACCCUGGCAGCUGAUGGUGCAGACCUUCUUGUUUCUGGCUCCAAUUGCCUUUGUGGCCGGAUCCUACGUCUGCCUGGUAGUCAGACAGCGGAUGCGUCUGAAAACGCGUCCUGAUGCACCGGAAAUCGAACUACAGUCACGCCCGACAGAUAAUGGAACCAGCGGUGAGGCUCCUGCAGCGCUGAAGAAGACGCGUCGGCAAAAUAGCCGAGCCUUUUUCAUCCUCACCCUGUUGACCUGCAGUUUGGUUGUCACAUGGACGCCCUACCAGGUGUGCCAGUUGCUGCAGAUCGGGGGUGUGACGGUAAAUGAUGACGUCGUGGGCGCCUUGGAUGUUUUGUGGAUCAUCCAGUCUAUCCUGGAUCCGUUGCUGUCCACCAGCAUUGUCUCCGACGUGCGUACUGUUUUUGUACAGCGGCAUUGA